This is a messenger RNA of Anopheles funestus (African malaria mosquito), 2012 nucleotides long. Its product is annotated as probable serine hydrolase. The record is from RefSeq and is a predicted model, not a curated record. NCBI's taxonomy places the organism in Eukaryota, Metazoa, Arthropoda, Insecta, Diptera, Culicidae. The coding region runs from base 754 to 1815 and encodes 353 amino acids. The transcript has 2 exons.
UACAACUUAUAUUAUAAUAAAAUCAUCCAUACUCGGGUUUAUACUUUUUAAAAUGAUAUAACUCUUUCCAAAUACUUUAAAUACUUUAGGUAGUACCUGCCCAUGUGUCUUCUAAACCUCUCACGAUCGAGCGCCGUCGUCUGUCAAUACAUUAUUUUGAAAUCAUAUUUCUUUUAGUUAUGCAUUAUUGCAAAACUUAUAAAAAAACCGAAUUAAUCAAACUCAAUGUUAAAAAAAGAAAAUUAAAAAUCCCGUAACACAUUUAAGGGAUCGAUGUAACACCACCCUCAAAUCAUAUGUUUGUACGAUAGCACCAAUACAUUUACACUUUGUUUACAACCCUUAUUCGAUAGCAUUGCACCCUCAAAUCACCUUCAAUUUCAAGUCAGCUUGAACAAACAUCAAUGUGAGUUGAAUGUUUCACUUUGUAUACGAAUUCUGCAUCAUUUGACCGUAGCUGGAGUAGUGAAACUGACACUGAAAACAUUCCUCUCGCACACAUUGAUACGUGCGCUGUCAUUCAUUACCUCGCAAAUACAAUUCACGCAACCGGGUUGUGUAUGAAUGGAAUAUGUGUCCUGUAGUUUCAUAACCAGUCCACGUUUUCAUCAUCUGGACAAUGCGGAAAUGUGUCGAGAUAAGGUAGUGGAGUCAGUUACCUAGUGUUCCAUCGCGUAAAAAUUGCCUAUUCAUCCCUAUCAGCAUCAGCUGACAACUCACAGUGUAUUGCAGUCGUACGCAUUGUGUACCGAGAUGGCGAAAGUGACCGGAACGGUUUUAGUGAAAUCCUUGGUCAGGUCACUGGUCACUGGGGAGCGAAAUAUCCUACGACUCAACGCAAUCUCUGGUGUACGCCGAUCACACCACAAAGCGCACGAUCUGGUCGAGGAGCAUGAUCGACAGCAUGACGUGGAAGAAGUACGCAUUCCCGUUCCGUACGGUGAGAUUGCCGGCAAAUGGUGGGGACCUCGGAAUGUACGACCCGUCGUGACACUUCACGGUUGGCAGGAUAAUGCGGGUACCUUCGAUCGGCUAAUACCGUUACUGCCGAAGCACAUGAGCUUUCUGUCAUUGGAUUUACCCGGCCAUGGUCUAUCGUCCCGCAUUCCCGAUGGUAUGACGUACCACACGCUCGACAACACGUUCGCACUGUUUCACGUUAUGCGCGAAUAUCACUGGAAGAAGCUUUCGCUUAUGGGUCACUCGAUGGGUUCAAUUCUGAGCUUCCUGUUUGCGGCUACCUUUCCCGAUAAGGUCGACCUGUACAUUGGGAUCGAUGCCCUCAAACCGCACAUUGCCGAUGCGUCCAAAUUUCCCGGCCGGUUGGAGAAACGGAUUCCUCAGGCACUGCUAGCCGAUAUACGCAAUCGGGAAAAAUCGGAACCACCAUCCUAUCCGUACGAGGAACUAAUCGAACGGCUUCAUCUCGGCACGAAUAAAUCGGUUUCCCGCGAGGCAGCUCCAUUUCUGCUGUAUCGAAAUACGCGCAAAUCUACACUCCAUCCGGACCGGUACUACUUUACGCGAGACAGCCGGCUAAAGUACGGCGUUGGACUCGGGUGGGAUCAGGCGAUUAAUUUGGAGUUUGCCAAACGGGUCGUUUUGCCGUAUCUCUUCAUCAAGGCAAAACAUUCCCCAUACUACGAGGAUAGAAAGUACUUCGAUCAGUUUGUCGAUGUGGUUAAGCAAAACAAUCCACAGUUUGAGCUGGAGUUUGUCGACAGUACGCAUCAUUUGCAUCUGACGGAGCCGGAAAAGGUGGCCCCUAUCAUUAAUCGCUUUUUGCAGAAACACUGGAAGGAGGAGAGAAUGUGAAGAAUAACUCCCGAAGGGGAUAAAACUUUUAUUUAUUUUUUAUUUUUUGCGAAUAAACUGAGGCGCCAAUAAAUAAUGCUUCGUACUGGCGUUCCAUCACAAACUUUACUACCUCGUCAGAAAAAAUUGCAAAUGUGUAUUAAAUUUGUUUAGAAAAAAUUAUCAAAUUAAAAUAAAGAAAUUUCCUCCACCUGUAA